Molecule: messenger RNA, 2401 nt
Organism: Brassica napus (rape)
Lineage: Eukaryota; Viridiplantae; Streptophyta; Magnoliopsida; Brassicales; Brassicaceae
Product: pentatricopeptide repeat-containing protein At3g04130, mitochondrial-like
Exons: 1
Coding region: 735-2246 (503 amino acids)
Molecular function (GO): protein binding
Source: RefSeq, a predicted model, not a curated record
GUGAUUUAAAACUUUUUUUUUCUUAAAUAUACAUUUGAUCAGUUAUAUUACAUCUUGAGAAAACACAUAAAUAAUUAUCAGUGCCGGCUCAAUUUUGGAUGCAUGUGGCUGUGUUUAUAUAAAAAAAAAAAUUCUUACAAAUUUAAGAGCCUAAACUUUUUUUUUUGAGGACUAUUCGUAUGUAAUUCUUUUUUAAAAAAUUAGAGGCGUAUUGCAAAUGUUUCACUACACAUUCACCAAGGCCGGCUGUGGCAAUUGUCUAAACUCAAAAAGUCGUUUAUUUAGUCUUAUUAUACUGUUCGUUUUUGCUAUACUCAAUACCUCUCAACUAAGGCAGUAACAAAUAUUAUUUACUGAUUAGUCUAAUUAUAUAAACCGGAUGAAAUUGGAACAUUCUUGGCUUCGGUUUGCAUAGUUCGGUUCGAGUUAAGCUUUUUCCCAGUAACUAAUAAAAUUCGGCCCAUUUAAAUGGGACACAAACGUUUCAUAUCAUUUGGGCUUUUAAUGGGCCAUAGCAUCGGUCCAUUUAAGUGAUUAUAACCCCCUUUGUCAAAGCUCUCCGGCUAGGCUAAACGGCCGUCGUCGGUUUUCAGUUUCACGAUUUCCUUUCGCUGGUACGAGUUCGAACUUCCGUGUCUUAAUCCGACACAUACCUGUUCUCACCGUUAUUGUCCGAAACCGAGACAACACUUCACAACAAAAUCUACUGUUUUUUUUUUUUUAGAUUUUCCGAGAUGUCUCGUCUCAUUCAAAACCGCAUUAAAAACACUUUCUCACGCCUCAAGCCUUCCAUCGCUCUCUCCUCAUCUACCCUCAUCAAGAAUCUCUCCACGUCUCCAGAGCCAUCACCCGAACCACUCGACGAAUCCUCGGAGAUAUGGAACGUCAUCAUAGGCCGAGCAGGCGGCGACAGAGUCGUCAGCGAAGACGAAGUCUUCCACCGCCUCUCAAACGAUCCCUUCUGCAACAGAGUAAACCUCUCAGACACUCUACUCAACAAGCUCCUCCACAGGUUCAGAGACGACUGGAGAUCAGCUCUCGGCGUCUUGAAAUGGGCCGAGUCUCGCAAAGCCCACCACCACAAGCACUCACCCGAGGCUUACGACUUGGCGGUGGAUAUACUCGGGAAAGCCAAGAAAUGGGAUCGUAUGAAGGAGUUCGUUCAGAAGAUGAGUGAAGAUAAAGCCGUGACGUUAAACACUGUGGCCAAGAUCAUGAGGAGGUUCGCUGGAGCUGGUGAGUGGGAAGAAGCUGUUAACGUGUUUGAUAGGUUAAACGAGUUUGGAUUAGAGAAGAACACCGAGUCUAUGAACUUGCUGUUAGAUACUCUCUGUAAGGAGAAGAGAGUCGAGCGAGCUAGAUCUGUUUUAUUAGAGCUAAAGGCUCACAUUAAGCCUGAUUCUCAUACUUUUAAUAUCUUUAUUAACGGUUGGUGUAAGACCAAUAGAGUCGAGGAGGCUCUCUGGACUAUCCAAGAGAUGAGAGGUUAUGGGUUCCGUCCUUGUGUGAUUAGCUACACGACGAUUAUAAAAUGUUAUUGUUUGCAGUGUGACUUUAUUAAAGUGUAUGAGAUGUUGAGUUUGAUGGAAGCUAACGAUUCUCCUCCGAACUCUGUUACCUACACGACGAUAAUGUCUUGUCUUAAUUCGCAGAAAGAGUUUGAGGAGUCUUUGAGGGUAGCUGCGAGGAUGAAACGGUCUGGUAUUGAGGCGGAUACUCUUUUCUAUAACUGUUUGAUUCACACGCUUGCUCGAGCCGGGAGGGUGGAAGAAGCUGAGAGGGUUUUCAGAGAAGAGAUGCCUUCCGUUAACACAUCUACUUAUAACUCGAUGAUUGCUAUGUAUUGUCACCACGACGAGGAGGUUAAGGCCGUUGAGCUUCUCAGGGAGAUGGAGGGUUUGAAGGUUUGUGAGCCUGAUGUUCACACGUAUCAUCCUUUGCUGAGGUCUUGCUUUAAGAGGGGAGAUGUGGUUGAGGUUGGGAGGUUGUUGAAAGAAAUGGUGACUAAGCAUCAUUUGAGCUUGGAUGAGUCGACUUAUACUUUUUUGAUUCAGAGGUUUUGUACAGCUGAUAUGUGUGAGUGGGCGUAUUGUCUAUUUGAGGAGAUGAUUAGCCAAGAUAUCGCGCCGAGGCAUAGGACUUGUUUGUUGCUAUUGGAAGAGGUUAGGAAGAAGAAUAUGCUUGAAGCGGUUGAGAGGAUUGAGCAUGUGAUGAGGACUGUUAAACUUACUGCCCCUGUAAAGUGAGGUUAUUAUUAGUUACUACAAUGCUGAGAAGUGUUCAUUGUUCUGUUUUGUUCAACCACAUUGUUAGUGUAGAUUUCAAGUUCUUUGGUCAUGGAUAAGACUUGGUGAAAUUUGUAACUUAAUGGAGUUGAAUGAUUCAGACACAGUUUAGGCAA